GUUACCUUUGCUACGUCAUACAAAAAUACGGAAGUAACGGCUAAACAAAACAGCACGAGCCGUUGAGAUGAUGGAUUUAAACCAAUUUGUCUUUAAUUACCGACUGCUGUGUCCUAUGGACAGGUACUCAGUCCUGAAAGUCAUCGGGGAAGGGUCUUUCGGUCGGGCUUUGUUAGUCCGCAGUGAGAGCAGUCAUGAGAAAUAUGUGGUCAAAGAAAUCCAGCUACCAAAGAGUCAGACCAAAUUAGAAAAUUCAAGGAGAGAAGCUGUGCUGCUGUCUAGAAUGAAACAUCCAAACAUUGUGGCCUUUAGAGAAGCACUGGAAGCUGAUGACCUCCUUUGGAUUGUUAUGGAGUACUGCAGUGGAGGAGACCUGCUCCAGAGGAUCCAGAAACAGAAAACUACACAGUUCUGUGUUGAUGAUAUUGUGAGGUGGUUUGCUCAGAUGUGUUCUGCUGCACAUCAUAUCCACGAAAAGCGGGUUUUGCACAGAGAUCUGAAAUCCAAGAACAUUUUCCUGACAGAUAAUGGGACAAUCAAGCUUGGGGACUUUGGCUCAGCGUGUAUUCUGAACAGCUCAAAGGCUUACGCUCACACAUAUGUUGGGACACCGUAUUAUGUGGCUCCAGAAAUCUGGGACAACAAGCCAUACAACAACAAAAGUGAUGUCUGGUCUCUGGGAUGCGUUCUCUAUGAGCUCUGCACUCUGCGACACCCAUUUCAGGCCUCCAGCUGGAAGAGUCUAAUUCUCAAGGUGUGUCGGGGAGCGUACCCUCCCCUCCCAAAGCACCUGCCGUAUGAGCUGCAGUAUUUGAUCAAACAGAUGUUCAAGACAAACCCAAAAGACCGGCCAUCCCUCCACACCAUCCUGACAUCUCAUCGUGUUUCCAGACUCCUGCGCACACAUCUGCCUUCCCAGGCGAUAGAGACCGAGCGACAGGGGAGACGUACGGGUCGAUGGAACAGGGAAGAGGGACAGAAGGUGGCUGAUCUUCUUGGACAGAAAAGUUUAAUAAAAACAUCAACAUUUGAAGGUAUGGAGUCACUUGAAGCUCCCUGUGAAAGCAGAGACCCCGGUCCUCGAAAACAAUGGGCGGCCCAGCCUUCAGACAGCGUACUGAACAUGUUGACUAAUGCCAGCCUUAUCUCAUCUGAAAGCACGGCAUCGACCACUCAGUCUGCUUCAGAUGUGUCGGAGGAGGGCCAGCAGAGGAGACGAUGGGAGACAGAUCCUCCUGAAAGGCUUCUGAGUCUGUUGGGGAAAGCACAGCUAAAGAGGGCCUUCAGCACCUUUUUGAUAAACAAAGGUGAGGAUCCUCUUAUGGGACCUCUCUCUCAGGUGCAGGGUGAUGACACCGAUGGUCCUGAGCCAGAGGUGGAAGUGGAUGAGGAGCGGCUGCAGCCUCGAUCUGAUGACGAGGACACGGACUUUGAGGAAGACUCCCCAUGUGACUGGAUGGAUGAAGUUGAGAGAAUUGUUUCAGAAAACUAAAGACUCAGUCCUCUACAAACUACACAAUCACAUUUAUAUUCAUGUAUGAUUAAACACUAACUGUUUACACUCGCCAAAAUCAGCUCAUUGAUCAGUGUUGGACCAAGUAUUUCUAAUAAAUGAUGAUUGUUUAAUCUCAGGUUUCAUCAAAGUUUACAAAAAACAUGUCUGUGAACUUGUUGCACUGCUCCAACUUCAAUAUGAUGAAGAUUUGUUCCUCUUGUUGUCAUAAAACCUCUUUGUCACA
This is a messenger RNA of Cheilinus undulatus (humphead wrasse), 1739 nucleotides long. RefSeq names its product NIMA related kinase 3 (gene nek3). The transcript is spliced from 14 exons. Gene Ontology annotation, molecular function: protein kinase activity; ATP binding. The record is from RefSeq and is a predicted model, not a curated record. Lineage: Eukaryota; Metazoa; Chordata; Actinopteri; Labriformes; Labridae. Gene Ontology annotation, biological process: protein phosphorylation. The coding region runs from base 68 to 1492 and encodes 474 amino acids.